AUGACAACGGCACCUCACACUGGCAUUGUCGAGAGCUCUGUCGUGGCCACUUUGGCAAAGAUCCUCUUGACACCAUUGUCAGGCUGGCCUUCUAUGCUUCAGCUCCUGACUGGAAGCUUCGUGCUCCUCUUUGGCUGGAUUGUUUACAACCUUGCCAUUUCCCCACUCUCUCGCUAUCCAGGUCCACUCUCUGCACGUCUUGGCAUUCCUUUCUGGAGGUUUUGGCAUUCUCUGCAAGGUGACUAUGCUCCUGCAUUGUACUCACUGCACAGAAAGCAUGGUGACGUUGUACGAAUCGGCCCUACUCAUCUUUCUUUUGCGGAUCCAACCGCAAUGAACUCGAUCUACAGCCUUUCAGACGGGGUUUCGAGCAAGUUCCGGAAAUCUAAUUUCUACCGCUCGUUUCAGGUAUUCAAGGCUCACCCUUCCAUCUUCAGCGAGCGGGAUCCACACCAGCAUAGCAAGCGUCGUAGAGCUGUUGCAAGUGCCUACAGCAUGAACAGUCUUGUCAAGCUCGAAGAGUACGUUGAAGACGUCACAGAGUUGUUGCUCAAGCGUCUUGACGAGCUGGUCGAGACCAACUCGGUUGUCGAGGGCGGGGGCACGAGCGAAAAGACAAAGACAAAAGCGGUUCGGCUGGACCCCUGGUUCCAUUACUUUGCCAUGGAUGUAGUCGGAGAGUUGGCCUUUGGACAAUCGUUCAACCUUUUGCAUCGCGGAAAGGACGACGAAAGAUUCUUGACUGGCGUCCUGAACCUCUCGCAGUGGGGCGCAGUCGCGGGAUGUAUGCCGUUGCUGUCGUCCUUGAUUUUGUGGCUAUUUCCCCGAAUCACAGGUCAGCCCGGCGGAAGCGUCAUCGGCGAUAAGACCACUUCAAGAAUUCAGACUCGGUACGCUGAAGUCCAAGAUAACGGUGGUGUGGCGUCUCGCCCAGACAUGCUCACCAAGUUUAUGGAGGCGAGAGAUCCUGAUACGAAAGAAAAGUACUCGAUGAAACAAGUGCUCUUCUCAGCUUCCUCAGUCAUGUCGGCCGGAUCAGACACUACGGCGACGUCUCUCACCAUAUUUUUCGGCUACCUUCUCGAGCAUCCAGCGUGUUAUGCCAAGCUGCGACAAGAGAUCAACGAAGCCAUCCAGGCUGGCCACCUCAUCUCGCCCGUCAAGUACGCCAAGGGCGCCCAAUUGGAGUAUCUACAAGCUUGCAUCAAGGAAGCUCUACGUCUCUCUCCACCAAUCUCGAUGGAUCUUCCACGCUACGUUCCCGCGGGAGGAGCGUUGAUCGGAAAGAACCCUCACGUUAUCCCUGCCGGUACUACUGUCGGAAUCAGCCCUUAUGUUCUGCAUCGCCAGCCCGAAGCUUUUGGCGCCGACGCCGAAAUGUUCCGACCCGAGCGCUGGCUUGAAGGUGGGGAAGAGGGAAGAAAGGCGAUGGAACGCUUCAACAUGACCUUUGGCGGUGGAUCUCGUGCAUGCAUCGGAAAGAACAUCAGCUUGAUGGAGCUUUCCAAGACCAUUCCUGAGAUUUUACUUCGAUACGAUAUCAAGAAGCCCGCAGUCAGUACUCACCUCCAUACCACACCUUCAAACGCCAAACAGCCAUUCUUCCAAGGCAAGAGUGCAUGGUUCCUCGAAGCACACAACCUUCACGUUGAGCUCGUCCCACUCCACAAUAUUUGA
Molecule: messenger RNA, 1677 nt
Organism: Mycosarcoma maydis (corn smut)
Lineage: Eukaryota; Fungi; Basidiomycota; Ustilaginomycetes; Ustilaginales
Exons: 2
Coding region: 1-1677 (558 amino acids)
Molecular function (GO): heme binding; iron ion binding; oxidoreductase activity, acting on paired donors, with incorporation or reduction of molecular oxygen
Source: RefSeq, a predicted model, not a curated record